Cucurbita moschata (crookneck pumpkin) is the source of this 2391-nucleotide messenger RNA. RefSeq names its product TPR repeat-containing thioredoxin TTL1-like. Gene Ontology annotation, cellular component: cytoplasm. The transcript is spliced from 7 exons. Gene Ontology annotation, molecular function: protein binding. Lineage: Eukaryota; Viridiplantae; Streptophyta; Magnoliopsida; Cucurbitales; Cucurbitaceae. The coding region runs from base 174 to 2165 and encodes 663 amino acids. The record is from RefSeq and is a predicted model, not a curated record.
GAGGAAAUAAUUGAAGAGCUCUCUGUUCCUGUAUAUAUAGCAAGAAUCUGCUCCAUUUCCACUCACCCACCCACCUGAGACUCCAUUUUUCCCUUCCUUUCCUUCUCCUUCCUCCAUUAGUUUCCCGUCAAGCUUGCAACACAAGAAAGGAGGAAUUAAUUGCAGAGAUAAUUAUGGAAAAAGAAGCCGAUUUCUCUCGUUGUGGUUUUAUGAGAGGGGUUUUCCAGCGACGGUGCAAAUGGUUGAAGAAAACCUCUGUGCAUUCAUUACCCACAAACAACACCGAACCAGUCGACUUAAAAGUACCCAAAACAGAGAACCCAACAAGGAAGAGCCGGAGCUCUGUUUCCGACGAUGCGCCAACAGCCAGAAACUCGGUGGAACAAGAUCAAAAGACACCGAAAAAGCCCACUUUGGAUCAACCAAGGCCGUCGAUUUCUCAACAAAAGAAUCAAAGUCGACGACCUUCCGAUGCUGCAAGAAGCUCCACAUCGUCCUCCAAUGGCUCUGCGCAAACCAGAGCGAUGAAUUCUCAGCAACAAUUGACCGAACCCAGAACCCACAUCCGAACAUCUUUAAGUAAUGGCGCGGUUUUGGGUAAUUUGAAGCAAGCUGGAGGUGGGAAUCUGUCGGCAAACAACAGUCCAAGGCUGAAAGAGAUGAACUCAAGUCCAAGACUUGGAGGUAAUAACAUGGGGAACAUAAUUCGGAGAAAUUCAUGUGAAUUCCGACAGAUUCAAGGCGUGAGAGGUAAAUUAGAGCCGGAUGUUUUGAAAUCCAUGGGAAAUGAGGCAUACAAAAAGGGGAAAUAUGAAGAAGCAUUGGCUUUGUAUAACAGAGCAAUAGAUUUGGAUUCAGAGAACGCCGUUUACUACAGCAACAAAGGAGCUGCUCUGAUUGGCUUAAACCGUUUGAUGGAAGCCAUUGAAGAAUGCAAAAAAGCAUUAAAGAUUCAGCCUUCUUAUCAAAGAGCCCAUCAACGUCUAGCAACUAUCUACCUCAGAACUGGAGAGCCUGAGAAAGCACUGGAUCACAUGGAACAAUCCGGCCCUUACAGUGACAUAAACGACAUGAACAAAGCUCGUGCACUUCAGAGUUGCCUGAGUAGGUGUAUUGAAGCAAGAAAGUUACAAGAAUGGGACACUCUGUUCAAAGAGACCAAUUAUGCAAUUUCCUCUGUUUCUUAUUCAGCUUAUAAACUCUAUGCCCUGCAAGCUGAGGCAUUGUUGAAGCUCCAUAGACAUUUAGAGGCAUAUUCCAUUUACCAAAAGGGUCAAACCCUGAUGGCUAACACUCUAACCAAGUCAUUUAGUGUAUCUGAUAGCUCCCUUAUUUUAUCCAUCGAGGCACAAGUUUACAUGACCAUGGGCAGGUUUGAGGAGGCAGUGGAAGCAGCAGAAAAAUCAACACAGCUUGAUCCAACCAACAGGGAAGCAAGUAGAGUGGCAAAAUGGGCUAAGUUCAUUUCAUCAGCUCGAUUGAGAGGCAAUCUACUUUUCAAGGAAUCUAGAUUCUCUGAGGCCUGUAUUGCGUACAGUGAAGGAUUAGAAAACGACCCAUAUAACUCAAUUUUGUUAUGCAAUCGAGCUGCUUGUCGAUCGAAGCUCGGUCAGUAUGAAAAAGCUGUUGAAGAUUGCACUGCGGCUCUCCACGCACAGCCAUGUUACAGUAAAGCCAGACUCCGCAGGGCUGAUUGCAAUGCUAAAAUGGAACGAUGGGAGGCUUCAAUUCAAGACUAUGAGGUUUUGAUAAGAGAAACACCAGGAAAUGAGGAAGUGGGGAGGGCUCUGUUCGAGGCACAGCUUCAACUCAGAAAGCAGCAUGGGGAGGACGUCAAAGACAUGAAAUUUGGGUCCAAUUUGGUGUCUAUUUCUAGCUACGAGCGGUUUAGACACUUCGUUACUUCUCCUGGGAUGUGUGUGGCUCUGUUCUGCAACAAAGGAAACCAAAAACAGGGGUUGGAAGUGUUGGAGCAGGUUUACAAGAGGUUUCCAUCAGUAAACUUUCUCAAGGUGGAGAUAGAAGAUCAUCCUUAUUUGGCGAAGUUGGAGAAAGUGAGCGCCAUUCCAGCUUUUAAGAUAUACAGAAAUGGAAGAAUAGUGAAGGAGAUUGCAGCCUCUGGACCCCAUUCAUUAGAGAGCUUAGUGAAGAUGUGCAGCAGUUGAGUUGAAGCAGAAGCUUAGAGAAACAGAGGAAAACCAGAAGAUUUGUUUUUGUUUACAACAGAUUGGGGUACUCCAAUGGAGUCGCCGCCAUUGGGCUUUAGACAACCCUUUAUUGGUUUUGUUUUUUGAGGUUUCUUUCUUUUGUUCAUAUGUAUAUAUGAUUGAUGAAAUUGGAAUGAAAAAGACUUUGUCUUGCUUUGGCAUGGGAACGAUUUAAGGAUGGGUA